AUGUCUACAAUAGACAUAAGGAACAAAUGUCCAAAAGGAGAAAAGAGUAGUCACAUAGCUAAACGCCAUAGAUGCUCUAAUGAUGUGAUCGCAUAUUUGAGAGAGUUAUACAUCCAUGGUAAUAAAACAGAUUAUAAAGAAUCUCAUCAUAAAAGGGAUAAGUUUACUAUCCAUCACCUGACAUAUGAUGGAAAGGACCUUACGAUCGCAGGUGAUGGAUCUAAUACACUUAUAUCACAACAUCCGGAUCUAAAAGAGAUAUCCACAUACUAUCACAAGGACUAUGACGAUAAGAAUGACUAUAUAGAAAAACCUCUUCUACUCCGGCUUAAAAAUGAUAAGGGAGGAACGGACUGGUAUUAUAAUGCAGAUACAAAGGAUGAGAAAGGUGAACAAGAUAGAGGAACUACAUGGGAACCAAAUACUAAAUGGAACGCGAUAGAUGGAAAUGAGUUUUUUAAAUAUGGUAAGCCAACUGACAAACUCAGGGAGAAACUCGAUUAUCUCACAUGCAGACUCCACAAGCUUCACUACAUAAACAUUUUUAAGAGUGAUGCUAAAGAUGAUCCAUACUACUCUUGUCCUGUCUGUAAAAACUACAAUGUCACAGUUUCUAAAUAUGGCACUAUUGGAGAAUAUACUAAGUACAAACACACAUACGAUACUUACGCAAACUCCGUUAGGUAUGAAAGUGCUAAUCUUUCUUAUAGAGAUGAUGAAACAGAUCCCAACGGAUACAAGCCUAUUCCGCUUGAUAAUCGACACGACAGUAGUCUGGGAGUAUAUUACUGGGAUAAAGAUGACAGGCAUACAAAGCCUCUUGUGAUGGAAGUUGGUGUUUUAAUUGGCGGAUUAGUCCCCCUGGGUAAUGAUGGAGAACCAAAUAACAAGGAGUGGACUAUGAUUCCAGAUGCCAUAGGACCUGUAUCUGAAGAGAUGCUCCAUAAACAAAAAUGUAAACUUUUUAGCCCAGUAAUCAUAGAUGUCACUAGAACUACUGGGGAGAAUGAAAACAGUUAUCCUAACCCAUACUAUAGUGGUAGAAAUUGUGAGAAUAGGGAUUGUCCCCAAAAUGUAAAGGUUACUAAGUAUGUUAAUCUAUCUCAUAUAAAUGGAUUCACUGCUUGGAAACAUACCUAUAGGAAUAGAGAUGAUAAAACAUUUACAAUCACAGGUUUCAAAGGUGGUCCUUCAGAAGGUAGGGAUCAGGUAAAACUUCCAAUAUGGAAUGUUAAUGAGGUAAUCGUUUAUCUUUCUCGGUGUGGUAGUGUUCCCCUUCUGGUAUAUGUUAGUAGUAAUGAUGGAAAUAGUAAUACUCACAGAUGGUACCAGAGAAAGAAUGGUGAUAAGUGGGAAGAUGGUUCUAGUGGGCUAGAUCAAAAACUUCCAAAUCAAGUUAAGAGUACUGAUCUUGAACGCAUUCUAGAAGGUAUUAAUGAGUUGAAAAUUGAGUGUCAGGAAGUGAAGGUAAAAAAGGAAAAAGAGGCACAUAAAGCACAGCCUCAACGACCUCAACUUGCUACUUUGCAAAGGCCCUCUUCUGGUUCUACUGGUAGUACUUCUGAAGGUAGUAUUGGAGAAGAAAACACUAUUGAACCAUGUGGAGCUAUUGGUGAAGCUCUUGGUUACGGAUCAGUUAUAGCUGGUGCAGUUGGUACAGUUGGAUUAGAACUAGCUCAUAACAUGGCUAAGGAGGCUCUUGAGCAUAUAACUGAUACUGUUAUUCCUAAAGCUGCUGACCUGGUUGGCAAGGUUCUUGAACAUAUACCUGCUGUUCCUGCAGCUGAGCCAUCUGACAGGGUUCCUCAAGUUACCCCUGGAAAUACUUCUAUUGAAUCUGCUGAUCCCUCUCAUACUACAUCUGAACAACAAGCUAUUAUUUCUCAACCUGUGGACGUUAUUUCUAUAAGAAGACCAAAUAAUUUAUCCGGGUUAGGAGGGGAAUAUCCGGAUGUAACAAUUAACUUUGAUAGUUCUCUAGUAGAUUUUGGUUAUGGAACAGGUUUGAUCAUAGGCGGUUCCAACUUCUAUCAGUCCACAGAGGAGACUGAACCAAUCUUGUAUUCUGUUGAAGAAGAUUACAGGACUAUAGAACACACUACACACGGAUACUUUGUUGAUUAUGAUGCCUACAACACUACGGGAGACACUAUAUAUGGAUAUGGCUCCACUGUUGAAACCUAUGAGGCUCCCCCUAUUUAUAUUCCUAUUGUUGAAAUUAAUGAGAGUGAAGUUAUUACUAUGGAUGUAUCUGAUCCUAAAAAAUUUGCUACACCUACUGCUGACAGACAAGAACAUCUUGUGGGUCCUCAUAGACAUGAAACUCCCCCCGCUACGGAAGAACAUCAAGCUUCUGCUCAACAAACAUCAGAUACUUUAAAUACUGGAAAUCCUGCUGCUCAAGCUCUAUCCACCUCAGCCUCUUCUACUCCUGGAGCCCUUUCUCCAAGCUCUCCAGGCUUUCUACACCCUCCAAAUCCUAAAGCUGGCUCUGACAAUUCUACUAACAUUAUUAAGACUACCAUCUCUGUAACUACGGGGAUUCUUGGUACUUCAGCCUUGGCUUGUUUUGCGGGAUUUAAGUUCUAUACGAAAUAUAAGGGAGACCCUUGGGUUAGACACGGAUAUCCUAUAGAGUUUUUAAAUAAUGUGCCAUAUUGA
Theileria equi strain WA is the source of this 2661-nucleotide messenger RNA. RefSeq lists its product as hypothetical. The coding region runs from base 1 to 2661 and encodes 886 amino acids. The transcript has a single exon. The record is from RefSeq and is a predicted model, not a curated record. NCBI's taxonomy places the organism in Eukaryota, Apicomplexa, Aconoidasida, Piroplasmida, Theileriidae.